CUGGAUACACGAUGAAGCGAUCGAACGAUUUCUCGAUUAUCGAAUGCGUCUAACGUUCUAGUUCCAAAUUUCCGUUAGAUUAGCAGCUACUUACGUUCGUUACAAAACGAACAAAUUUACCAUUUGUUCGUCGUAUCGGUAUUGUAAAUAAAAGAGAAUAUUCACGGUGCAAUGGUUUAUCGCCCAUAUGAUAAAGGAGGAAACGAAAAUUUCUCCUAGGAUACUCGAAUGACGCUGAUCGCAUAACGAAUUAUGUGUUUCAUGCUGUAGCUCGGUUCAUUGACUUUAUUUUUGUUGAAUUAUCGUACUGCCCCCAUUGAAAACAGUUUGAAAAAUUACAAUCGAUAAUUAUAAUAUUCAUUCUGUGAUCGUAGAAUAAGACGAAAAACACGUGAAAGUUCGUCUAGCGUAAAAUGGAUCAUUAUAAUCAAUUAUGCGUUAAAAAAUAUUUAAAUUUUACUAUGGAUACGAUACAAUUCAAUGUAAAUUAAGUGGAUACCGGCAUCCGCGUAUUUUUCUAGCAGUAAAUUUUCUUUUAAACAUGUGAUAUUUUUUGUCUCGACACUCUUUCGAGCAAUACAUUUAAAUAAUGGUGUUCUGGAUUGUUACUCUGGUAGCAAUCAUUUUGCAUUUCAGUUCUGUGCAUACCAAACCAGAAUCUCAAGGUUAUUGUGCACCUUAUAGCGGAAAGAUAUGCAAGAAGUAUUUAGCUGGUAUUGGAAAAGUAUGGUUUAACGAUUCUAACAAUAAUCCCGGAGGAUUGUUAAAUGAACAGAUCACAACCAAUUUAUGGGAAGAAUUGAUACAAAAACUGUUUGAACCAUGUCGUUCAGCAGCAGAGAAAAUGCUAUGUAUGUAUGCCUUUCCACAAUGUCACAAUUCGGUUGGUCUACCAUUGUGUUACGAAGACUGCAUGGCAGUACGUCAUCAAUUUUGUUUUAAUGAUUGGGCAAUGAUAGAAGAUAACAAACAGAGGGAGAUUUAUAUCAGAUCACGGGGACACUUUACAUUGCCAGAAUGCGAAUCACUACCAAAAGUAGUCAAAGGAAAAAUGACCUGUUCUCACAUUCAUUUGACCGAUAUGAACGAAGACCAUGUUACAUAUAACUGUGUUAAAGGCAAUGGUCGAUUUUAUUUGGGGAACGUAAAUAAAACAAAGUUUGGCUUGGAUUGUCAGUCAUGGGAUGCACAAAUUCCGCAUAGUCAUGAUAGACCGCCGGACGUUUUUCCCCAAAUUCGAAAUGGAAAAAACUAUUGUAGGAAUGCGGGAGGAGACGAACCAAUGCCAUGGUGUUUCACCAUGGAUCCUCAGAUACGAUGGCAGCAUUGUGAUAUUCCUAUAUGCGAUAAUGUAAGUAAAGUACUAGAGAUCGAUCCAAAAGACUUAACAAUGGAUACAUUGUUUACUCCAAUGUUUAUAUUGGUAUUAUCUUCGUUGGGAUUGGUUAUUAUAGCUGGUACCAUAUUAUCGAUUAUUUUAAGUCAUAGACUUCACAAACGACAUCAAGGAUAUAACCCAACGAAUAAUCAGUAUAUCACUAUUGAUUUGGACAAAUUGCCGAGCAACAAUGCAUACCAUAAGACGAGUGCACAGCUUAAUCCCAAAUUGGAGAAACUUGAAUUUCCAAGAAAUAACGUUAUUUACGAGCGAGAUUUAGGCCAGGGUGCUUUCGGUAGAGUGUUUCAAGCAAAAGCGCCCGGUCUAAUUCCAGGGGAGGAAUUCACAAACGUCGCUGUUAAAAUGCUUAAAGACGAAGCAUCGGAGGAUCUGCUCAAAGAUUUUGAACGAGAAGCGUGUCUACUUGCCGAAUUUGAUCAUCCGAAUAUCGUUAAACUAUUAGGUGUAUGUGCGUUAGGUCGACCAAUGUGUCUUCUGUUUGAGUACAUGGGUCGCGGUGACUUGAACGAAUUUCUCCGAUCUUGUUCACCUGGUAAUUACAUCAUUCGAAGCUUGGAAAGGAACGAACACUUCACGGACUCGCGUUUGUCGCACAUGGACUUAAUUAAUAUCGCAUUGCAAGUAGCAUCCGGAAUGGUAUAUUUAUCGGAUCGUAAAUUCGUCCACCGAGAUCUUGCAACGAGAAACUGUUUGAUAAAUGAUCAAAUGAUCGUGAAGAUAGCAGACUUCGGGUUGUCACAGAAAAUCUAUUUGCAAGAUUAUUAUAAAGGUGACGAACAAGACGCUAUACCAGUUAGGUGGAUGCCUCUGGAGAGUAUAUUAUAUAACAAGUACACUGUCGAGUCUGAUGUAUGGGCAUUUGCGGUGUGCUUAUGGGAAAUAUUUAGCUUCGCGCUGCAGCCUUAUUACGGGAUGACGCACGAGGAAGUUGUAAAAUACAUUAAAGAAGGCAAUGUCCUUCAAUGCCCUGAAAACACACCGCAAGCUAUAUACGAUCUGAUGAAACUUUGUUGGAACAGGAGACCAUCAGACAGACCUGCUUUCAGAACAAUUUACAAUACUCUCGACACCAUAAAGCAUAAUUUAGAAGCGGAAAAUAAGUCGGACAGUGUACCAUUACGCAUUCACGUUUGAGUCUGAUAAUUAUUAGUAGAAGAGUUAUGCAUUUUUUCUUUAUCAUUUCAAAUGGAAACAUAUUUAUAUAUAUAAAUAUAUUUGUUUUAAUUCUUUUACUUAGUUUAUAUGUAAUUGCUUGUAAAUAUGUAUAUUCCAUUGAGUUCGUGAUUUUUUUUAUGUAGACAAUUAUUAAAAAAUCUCUUUGGAAUUAUUUAUGGAUUGAAGACUGGUAUAUAAUGUAAUCAAUUUUACACGCAUACGAAACUUGUAUAUUGCGUUUAUAUUUUCUCUAUUGUCCAUUCAGUCAACGAAUUUUACAACAAUAUAACAUAUUACUAAUUCUCAGUAAAAGUGAUAAAGAUAAAACAUAACGAUUCAAAGAUUUCAGUGGUAAUGCAGUAUCAACAGAGUGUUUAUUAUACGAGUGACAAGACUACAGAACUCAAUGUGUAAAGCAAAUGAUAGAUGAAAUUGUGUGUAGUUAAUAUUGGUAAACAAUCAGUUUAUUUAUUCCGAUGGAUAAAUUAUAAAGGGAGAUGGCAUUGCUAUUACACAUUUAUACAGUAUUCUCAUUAAUUCUUUUAACGCAACAUGCUUUUCAAAAAUCGUAUGUAUGUACAUAAUAUUUAUUUCUUUACUCUUACAAGGUGAAAUAUAUGUGAAAUUUUACAUACCAUACAAAUUAAAAGACAUGGUUAAACAUUUCAGCUUUGUUGUAUAAAGGAUGUUGAGUAUUUAUUUGUAGAGAAUUGUUUUGGUUCUCUGCAAUCAAGAAUACAAGUAUUUACAUAAAUUCUACAAACUUGUUAUUCCUAUCAUUAUAUACAAUCGCAAAGACUGAUAAUGCAUUUUUUAAUUGAAAUAAGUUUGUACUUGUAUAAUUUAUAAUUUUUCUAAUGAAUCGUUCUAUUGACACGAAAUACUCUUCCUUAUGUUUGACUUUAUUUGUAUGUUAUUUUUGUGUAAUACUAAACCAAUGUUUGGUUGCACUAGUUGACCUGAUCAUAAUUGUAUACAUAUAUCUAAAUAUUUAUAUGUGUAAGCGUACGUAUUACCGAUUAUAUUUGCUGCAUUUUUUUACUUCAAAACAGGAAUAUAUUAACCAACACAUACUAUAUUACAGAAGGCAAACAAACUUUCCUAUAUAUAAAGCAGCAAAUAAUAAUGUUUCCCUAAAGCCUAAGGCAGAUAAUACUGAAAUUAUACAAGUAUAUGUAAACAAUUUGGCUAUACAAAAAAAUGGGUUUAUAUUUAGCGACGUUACACGUAACUUAACUUUGAUUGUUAGAUGUUAGAUCGUUGCUGUACCAAAAACAUAGCCUAUUUAAUGUAUGAAAAAUAUCAAUGAAAAACUAUUAUGACGAAUGUUACAGUAAAAAAAAAGAACCAUUAAGUGAGCGUAUAAUGUGCAACUGUUAUACAUAAGGUUUGAAAGUAAAAUAAUUAUCGUGCUGUAAACAAUAUUUAAAUGAAUGUUUUAAUUGUAACAUAGCAUUGAUUUAAAAUAUUAUAUGUUCUAUAGGAUAUACAGUAUAACUAAACGCAUUUUCCUAUAAUAUAGUUUUGAUAGAUCUUUCCAUAAAAAUAUCAUGACUGAAAAGAAAUUCAGUUUUAACUUUUCUAAUAAUUAUACUUAACUUUUAUUCCCAUUAUGUGAUACAAUUUGGUAUUUUUUUUUAAAUGAUAUUAAAACUUGCUUCUAAUUAUGUCUCUUUGUCAUUGCAUCUGCAUUCCAAUAAAUAUGUCAUUCAUCAGUAUUUUCGUAACAAUCUCUAUGUGUUAUACACAAUGUAUUCAUUUAUGAAUGUUGUAUCCUAUUCUUAAGUACAUAGAUAAGUAUAGCUAAUGUAUGUCAUCGUCUACUUGAUUUUUAAAGCCAUCUACUGAACUUGCAUUGCAAUAGGCACACGAAUGUCUUAUGUUCCAGUCUAAUCUUGGUUGAGCAUUAACAAAUAUUAUAUACUACAUGCAAAACAAAUGUGAAUGCAAUAUCCAAAUGCUCUUCCAUAAACUUUUUUAUAUAAGACUUUUAUAUCGUGAAAGAGAAGAAGAACUUUUACCAAGUUUGUGCUCUUACAUCUGUGUACUUGUAUCCUGUAUAAGUAGUGUUGUACGUGAUAUAUUACGAUAAUACGUACGUAAUACGUAUUGUCCAUGACCAAGAAAGAAACUUCUGGUAUUAAGUAUAUAAUUCGUUGAGUUCAAAUAUGUUAUUGACAAUGUAGACUCUAUUCUGAAUUUUAUAUACUUACAACAAACUAUAAUCUAGCCUGUCACUAAAAAGAACAUCGAGAUUCCUCGAUAGUCUAUUUUGAAUUCAAAAUGAAAUUCGCAAGUACCGAAGUAAAAUUUAAAAAAGUAAAUAAUAAUCGAAAAAUUUCGAUGUCUAAUUUUAUAUGUUGUCUUUUAUUUUACUAUAAAGAAUCAUAUUCAAAUAAAAAUUAGAAAAAAAUGACAUACUUUAUUACUAUAAGUAUCGAGGAAUUAUCAAUGAAAUACUACAAACGUGU
Hylaeus anthracinus is the source of this 5025-nucleotide messenger RNA. It is a transcript of the gene Nrk, whose product is annotated as tyrosine-protein kinase transmembrane receptor Ror2. The coding region runs from base 590 to 2533 and encodes 647 amino acids. Lineage: Eukaryota; Metazoa; Arthropoda; Insecta; Hymenoptera; Colletidae. The record is from RefSeq and is a predicted model, not a curated record. Gene Ontology annotation, biological process: multicellular organism development; cell surface receptor protein tyrosine kinase signaling pathway; positive regulation of kinase activity. Gene Ontology annotation, molecular function: ATP binding; transmembrane receptor protein tyrosine kinase activity; protein binding. Gene Ontology annotation, cellular component: signaling receptor complex. The transcript has 6 exons.